AUGGAGAGUGGUGGGGGUGUGGAGGAGGGGCUGGAGGUGGGGCAUGGAGUGGGGGCAUGGAGAGUGAGGGGCAUGGAGAGUGAGGGCAUGGAGAGUGAGGGCAUGGAGAGUGAGGGCAUGGAGAGUGAUGGUGGUGAGGGUGGUGUGGAGAGUGAGGGCAUGGAGAGUGAGGGCAUGGAGAGUGAGGGCAUGGAGAGUGAGGGCAUGGAGAGUGAGGGCAUGGAGAGUGAUGGUGGUGAGGGGCGCCCCAGGUGGGACAUUCAUGGUUUCACCGGGCUCUCGCUGGAGGGUUACCCCAGCGCCAGUAGGAAGGGGCAGGGGAUGAUGGGACGGGUGGAGCCUCCUGCACAGACUGUGUGGAGGCGGGGGUCACGGGUGCCGGCAGGGCCGCACCGUUACCUUGAGCAGCAACAGUCAUCGGCUGACGGUCACCCGGAGCCACUGGUGCAGGAGGGGCGUUCGCAGCCGACACCAGGGAUUAUCCAAGCGACCCAGUGGCGGGAUUCACAAAGCAUUAGUGCGUAG
Eriocheir sinensis (Chinese mitten crab) is the source of this 525-nucleotide messenger RNA. Its product is annotated as protein ENDO16-like. Bases 1 to 525 code for a protein of 174 amino acids. The record is from RefSeq and is a predicted model, not a curated record. NCBI's taxonomy places the organism in Eukaryota, Metazoa, Arthropoda, Malacostraca, Decapoda, Varunidae. The transcript is spliced from 4 exons.